GUGGACGACGAGGCCAUCCCACCCUUUUACUUUCCCAACUCCCGCACAAUCAAACCACCAACCCCACCUUUCCCUUCUUUACCCUUUCAAAUCAAACUCUGAAAUCUUCAAAAUCUCUGCAUUUCCAAGUCUUAGAGGUGAAGAAGCAGACCGGCCUCUGACUCUCCUCCGACGACAAUGGCUGGAGACAAAAAGGUUUAUACUUUGGCUGAGGUCUCAUCUCACAGUGAUCGCAAGGACUGCUGGCUUGUCAUCGAUGGAAAGGUGUAUGAUGUAACAAAAUUCUUGGAGGACCAUCCUGGUGGUGAUGAGGUCUUAUUGGCAGCCACAGGAAAGGACGCAAGUAAUGAUUUCGAAGAUGUUGGUCACAGUUCCACUGCUAGAGCAAUGAUGGACGAAUUUUACGUUGGAGACAUUAAUUCAGCAUCCAUCCCCGCAAAGAGGAUGUACACUCCUCCCAAGCAGCCUCACUACAACCAGGACAAGACAACUGAUUUCGUCAUCAAACUCCUCCAGUUCAUUGUUCCUCUGCUAAUUUUGGGCUUAGCCUUUGGCGUCCGCUUCUACACCAAAUCAUCAACGGCAUAAACGUAGAAGCCGAAGGAGAAGCGAGAAUGCUUUCGAAUAAGUUUAUGAUGGGGUCGCAAAGACCCUUUGUUAGUUUUUGGGUUUGGAAAUGUUGUUGAUGAAGGGAUGUUAGGAUGUAUUUGACUUCUUUCGGGAAUGAGUUUAAGCCUUCUCUUUCAAACUUCA
Molecule: messenger RNA, 753 nt
Organism: Malus domestica (apple)
Lineage: Eukaryota; Viridiplantae; Streptophyta; Magnoliopsida; Rosales; Rosaceae
Product: cytochrome b5
Cellular component (GO): endoplasmic reticulum; membrane
Molecular function (GO): heme binding
Source: RefSeq, a predicted model, not a curated record